CGAAAAUUCUGCAUUUCCUGCUGUUGGGGGGUUCCCGGUGUUCUCAGCCCCUUAAACCUAUUGGAGGCUUCUGGGAAUAGUUGGGUGCCAUGUGCAGUCUUUGGCUUGCUAGUAUCUUCAAUCAUCCGUUUGUUCCUGGACUCUACGACUCUCAACUUUAUCUCCAAUAACUGGGAGCCUUGUGGAGAACUUUGGAGAAUCCUUGCCUUGUUCUAUUACCCUGCGCUGUACUACCCUCUUCUGGCAUGUAACAGACUGGAAGGUCCAAGGUCUCAAAAGGCUGUAGGGUACAGUGUGGGCACUAUCCUCUCCUGGAUGCAUUGUGGAGCAUUAAUAUGGCAGAAGGUAGAAUGUCCACAAUCACCACAGUACUACAGAUAUUACUCCCUAUUGUCAACCUUGCCG
Molecule: messenger RNA, 405 nt
Organism: Staurois parvus
Lineage: Eukaryota; Metazoa; Chordata; Amphibia; Anura; Ranidae
Source: the annotation of a GenBank genome assembly